AUGACAGGCAAGAAGAAACACUCCAGUAGCGUGUUUCGAAUAGUCAAAGGGUUCGGCGCAGCGCUGCUGCUCGUUCUCGUCUUAAAGCCCAUCGUGCCGUGCCUGUGGUCGCGCGAACCGGGCAUCUGUCCAAUCCUCGAGAUCCCGUCCCUCGCGCGGCGAGAGAUCAAGGAGGCCGCUGACGCCGGGAAACUGAAGUCACGAGUUUCAGUCUCAGAAAGCGCGAGCAGCGUCUCGGAAACGGUUAAGAGUGAUGCAGGGAAGCAGGAGGAGCCGCAGGUGGCUGAUGCAGCAGCAACAGCGGAGAAUGGCAGGGAGUUAGCUGCUGCUAAGCUCGCCUUAUCCGCUGAGCUAGAUUUCCCUAAUAACGGGGAUAAUUUAUCGUCGCAAACGAGAAGCUCGCGUGUAGAGGAGGAGGAGGAGGAAGAGUCACUGACGUCAGGUGUCGAGUCGAUGUCGGAAGACGACAAGGAGCGCGAGGUGAAGUCGUUGUGGCGCUGCCAGGGCGGAUCCGGCGCCGCCGACUGCUCUGAACCGCAGGCGCUCUUGCUGGCCGAGGGCGCGCUGGCGGAGCGUGUGCAUGCGGUGUGCGCGGCAUACGCGCUGACGGCGCUCACCAGUGCGCCCACGCUCGCCGUGUGGCCCGCCGACCGCCACCUGCCCGCCACCACCUUCCGCCACCUCUUCCGCCCCGCCAGCAGCGUGGCCAUCCCCCCGGGGGACGUGGCGGACAGGGCGGUGAGCGGAGAGGCGCGCGACGUGUGGGUGCGCGACGUGCGCAUGGCCAGCAGCGAGGUCACGGCCCGCCUGCACACGUCGCAGCAGGUGAUGCUCAAGGAGUGUCCUCGAGGCAGCAGGAGGAAGAGCAGGCGCACCGCCCUGCCCUUCAGGCGCUACCUUGCCCCCUCCGCUCAGUCCCAGGUGUGCCAUCUCGACCUCCCUCCCUCCCCUUACACCCUCGUGUGCCAUCUCGACCUCUUCCUGUGCCUGCAUCCUCCAGUCGCUCAUCUCAGUCCCUCAUCCCGUUCGCUCAUCCCAUUCACUCAUCCCAUUCACUCAUCCCAAUCCCUCAUCCCAUUCACUCAUCCCAAUUCCUCAUCCCAUUCACUCAUCCCAAUCCCUCAUCCCAUUCCCUCAUCCCAUUCCCUCAUUCCAAUCCCUCAUCCCAUUCACUCAUCCCAAUUCCUCAUCCCAUUCCCUCAUCCCACUCCCUCAUCCCACUCCCUCAUCCCAAUCCCUCAUCCCAUUCCCUCAUCCCAUUCACUCAUCCCAUUCACUCAUCCCAUUCACUCAUCCCAUUCCCUCAUCCCAUUCCCUCAUCCCAAUCCCUCAUCCCAUUCCCUCAUCCCAAUCCCUCAUCCCAUUCCCUCAUCCCAAUCCCUCAUCCCAUUCCCUCAUCCCAUUCCCUCAUCCCAUUCCCUCAUCCCAAUCCCUCAUCCCAUUCCCUCAUCCCAUUCACUCAUCCCAUUCACUCAUCCCAUUCACUCAUCCCAUUCCCUCAUCCCAUUCCCUCAUCCCAAUCCCUCAUCCCAAUCCCUCAUCCCAUUCCCUCAUCCCAAUCCCUCAUCCCAAUCCCUCAUCCCAUUCCCUCAUCCCAAUCCCUCAUCCCAAUCCCUCAUCCCAUUCCCUCAUCCCAAUCCCUCAUCCCAAUCCCUCAUCCCAUUCACUCAUCCCAUUCACUCAUCCCAUUCCCUCAUCACAUUCCCUCAUCCCAUUCCCUCAUCCCAUUCCCUCAUCCCAAUCCCUCAUCCCAUUCCCUCAUCCCAAUCCCUCAUCCCAUUCCCUCAUCCCAAUCCCUCAUCCCAUUCACUCAUCCCAUUCACUCAUCCCAUUCCCUCAUCCCAUUCCCUCAUCCCAAUCCCUCAUCCCAUUCCCUCAUCCCAAUCCCUCAUCCCAUUCCCUCAUCCCAAUCCCUCAUCCCAUUCCCUCAUCCCAAUCCCUCAUCCCAAUCCCUCAUCCCAUUUUCUCAUCCCAAUCCCUCAUCCCAAUCCCUCAUCCCAUUCCCUCAUCCCAAUCCCUCAUCCCAAUCCCUCAUCCCAUUCCCUCAUCCCAAUCCCUCAUCCCAAUCCCUCAUCCCAUUCACUCAUCCCAUUCACUCAUCCCAUUCCCUCAUCCCAUUCCCUCAUCCCAUUCACUCAUCCCAUUCACUCAUCCCUUACCCGCCUUGCCUCUACCUCUCUGACUGCCUACCUCCCCCUACCCCAGCAGGCUUCCGGUGCAGUGAACCUGGACGGGUGCGCGUAUGACAAGCACGUGGACGCGUGUCUGGGGCGCCUGCGCCCCUCCACGGCAGUGGGCGCGCUGGUGAUGCACGAGGACCUGGCUGCACUCAAGCUCUCCAAAGCCAUCUAUGCUGUCCCUGUAUGGCCAACUCAUCAGCCCCCCUCUGUGCCAUGCGCCACAUCACCAUGUUCUUCCUGCACGACCCCCAUGUGGGGUUCCCCCCUCUUCCCUCCCCUCACAUUCCCUCUCCCCCCUCCCCAUCACCACCAGACUCCCCCUGCUGGUACCGUCUGCUCAGGCUGCCCCCGUGUGGCCAACUCAUCAGCCCCACUGUGCGCCAUGCGCCGCGUCACCAUGGCCUUCCUGCACGACCCCCACGUCGCGUUCGCCCUUGCCGCCCGUGCCGCCCCCGACGUCACCGCUGUUGGGGACUUCUUUAGCGAGCUCCGCCGCCCGCUCGUGCUCAAGGCCAGCCAAUCGCGGCUUGACACGUGUCAGGAGGGAGGGAGGAGGGAGUUGGCAGAGGGGAAGGGGGUGCUGGGGAGUGAAGUGGGCGGGAGCAGCAUCAAGUGCGCUCAGCUGCAGGCAGCGGAGCUGUUCGCCCUGAGCUUGGCGAGGGCGCUGGUGCCGAUCCACCGGUGGGCCAUCGAGGCACGCUUCAUCCUCGCCCAGGGCUCCCACCGCUCCCCCGCCUUCCAGGUGCUGCCGUCCAUCUGCGAGACCGAAAGACUGCCGCCCAUCAUUCGCCACCGGUGGUCGUGGUUCACACAGGUGGAAGAGAAGCUCAAGCUAGUGGUGUGCACCAUGCCCAAGGUGGCGGCCAACUCGUGGCUCAUGUGGCUGCGCGCCAAGCUGGGGCAGCCCGACCCGAAUGACCCCAUUCUCGCCCUCGAUGUGGACAAGGCCGGCUGGCACCUGCUGGGGAGACACUUCACAGAGAAAGAAGCGGUCCGUCUAGUGACCCGGCCGGACUUCUUCCGCUUCACCUUUGUUCGCAACCCCUUCUCCCGCGCCCUCUCCGCCUACUCCAACAAACUCGUGGUCACGGACACGCCCAACAACAAGACCGGCCCGGGGUCCCGCGAGUAUUGGAAUGAGCGUUUCUUCCGGUUCGUGCGGCCGCAGUUUGAGCUGCUAAAGGGCGAGGACGACCUCGUGUCAUUCCCCGACUUCAUGCGCCUCGUUGCCCUCAUGAAGAACAACUUCCGCUGGAAGAUGGACCGCCACGUCGCCCCUCAGGUGGACGUGUGCUUUAUGCAGAUGAUAAAGUACGACUUUGUGGGGCGGUUUGAGAAUCUGGAGGAGGAUGCCAAGUAUGUGGUGAACCGAUUCGGAGGCGACCAUCUCGACAUCUUCAACUUCGGCGUCAACGCGCACCAGACCCGCGCCGACACCAAGCUUGUCAAGAAAUACACCAAG
This is a messenger RNA of Closterium sp. Naga37s-1, 3642 nucleotides long. NCBI's taxonomy places the organism in Eukaryota, Viridiplantae, Streptophyta, Zygnematophyceae, Desmidiales, Closteriaceae. The record is from the annotation of a GenBank genome assembly.